GAACCUGAAGGCAGCUGGUGACCUGCAUUUCGUGAAUUGAGCUCGUGCGCCACCACAUCCUCUAAUGGAAUAGACAUCCAGCGCCCUUAGCCGUUGCUGAGCCCAACGGCGAUUUAUAAGUCCCUUUGGUGGAUGACCGUUGGAUAUAUUUAGGAAGGUGUGGCUGACCCGCUGCGCUAGUCGAGGCCCCGACUAGGGAGUAGGGAUCCACCGAUCUUUAAUUCCAGCUCCUCUCGACCAUUCACUUCGACAUCACUGCCAAACGUGCGUGACGAGCACUGCAAGGGCUGUACACCUGCUCUCCGCCAUACCUUAAUUCCUAUUUUGCAACACCUUUCGACCCUUCGACCUGCUGCACCAAGUGCGCCUUCUUUCGACUUGACAUCUGGCUCUACGCGACCCUGGCAACAUGGAAGAGGACAAGAAGCCCGAGAGGCCCACAAGCGCACACAGUUCUGAUAGGGGAAGAGACAGCUUCGAGGAUGCCUCUGAGAUUACCCCUCGCCCAGAAUCACACUCAGAACGCUCACAAUCACGAUCACGAUCCCUUAUAAGCAAGCGCGAGUCAAGCCAACCUGCAAUCCAAUCGCCAAAGGUCGGAUCACCUACGCUCGAAGUACCGGAAGUGUCAACGCAGGUCGAUGAUGAGGCACAGCACACCAAGGGCGAAGUGGAGGCUACCGAGACAUCCACCGAAGACGCACUACCUGCCAAGUCGCCCUUGCUCACGGCACACAGAAUAUCAGUGACAUCAGAUAUGGAUGAUGUGUCGCUCGAAGAAGAGGGCACCAAGGAGCUACCUCAGCUGCCCCUACGAGAUUCGAGAGACUCGACAGCUUCUGCAAGUGGGCUGCAGGGCCUCUCUGGACAGAUGUCUCCUGUCAAAUUUCCACCCCCGCCACCUCCCCCGGUAGUUCAGGAGAAGCUUCCCCCGCCCCCAGCCCCUGUUACCAGGAAACUCACCAGCCCCUUCGCAUGGCUUUCACGAAACAGUUCGAGCAAAAAACCCGGAUCCCCUCCCCUGCCUCUUAGCGAUCGCCGAAACACGAACGCAUCAAUCCAAUCGCUCGGUAGCAACCCCGAGCUCACCCUGAGCAAAAUUGACGAUGAAGAUGAGUUGAAAGGCAACAACCGGUCGAGCCAGGGGAGUCUACGUGACCGUUUCAAGGCACUGAGAAUGAGGGAAGAGGCUGGAAUUACGAUAAGCGAGGAGAUGACCAGCGAGGGAGGUCUUGGAAUAGCAAGUCCUGGAAGUGUGGUUGAGAAAGAGGCUGUGACAAGCCCUGGUUCUGGAGCGGUUGCCCGACAGUCAACCGUCAACCUCGCACUGGCGCCAGGGACCGCGGCUGGAUUCGCGACUGGACCAUCAGUGGGGGAAGCAGAAGCUGUUGAUUGGGACCUGUGGCAGUCCGUCGUGAACGAGGGCCCCACCGUCAUUGCACAAACAAGUCCCGAAGAACUGAACCGCGCUGUCGCCAACGGCAUUCCCCAGGUCAUCCGUGGUGUGAUUUGGCAGGUUCUGGCGCAAAGCAAGAACGAAGCACUAGAGCAACAAUACAGGGAGCUUGUUGCGCGAGGGACAGACAAAGAGCACAUGUCGGUUCAGGGCCAUUCGCAAAUGAACGGCAACGGCAAGGAGAGAGAUUCCGUUGCAUCGUCCGCAUCCUCAAUUCAAUCGGACUGUUCAACUCCAGCUACUACCACUGGCAGCGCAAACGCCCCCCUGAAGUCACCAUCAAUCUCUUCAGAAACUACCGAGGAUCCCAUCAAGCUUCAGGCUAAAGUGGCCGCUGAUAAAAAAGACAAGACUGCAGCAAUCCUCAAGUUGGAAAGGACUAUCAAGCGUGACCUUGGUGCACGCACGAGCUAUUCGAAGUACCUCAUGGCAGCCGGGUUACAAGACGGCCUUUUCGGGAUCUGCAAAGCGUACGCUCUCUACGACGAAGCCGUGGGAUAUGCUCAGGGUAUGAACUUCAUUGCUAUGCCGCUACUGUUUAAUAUGCCAGAAGAAGAAGCAUUCAGCAUGUUCGUCACCCUGAUGAACAAGUACAGUCUGCGCGAUCUCUUCGUCGCGGACAUGGCUGGUCUUCACCUGCACUUGUACCAGUUCGAGCGGUUAUUGGAAGAUUUCGAGCCUGCUCUUUACUGUCAUCUACGCCGCCGAGAGGUCAAGCCUCAGCUUUACGCUACACAGUGGUUCCUUACCCUUUUCGCGUACCGGUUUCCGCUGCAGCUCGUCGUCCGCGUGUAUGACUUGAUCUUCUCUGACGGUCUCGAAGCUGCGAUUCUGAAGUUUGGUCUUGUACUGAUGCAAAAGAACGCCGAGACAUUGCUAGGAAUGAAGGACAUGUCGACUUUGACAAACUUCUUGAAGGAGAAGCUGUUUGACGUUUACAUCGACAAAGCCCCCUCAGCCAACUCCAUCCUCGAGAAUGGUUUCUUUGGCUCAACAAGUGGGGUCGACAAAGAAAUCUACCGCGCAGACCAGCUGGUCAAGGACGCUGUAGCAGUCCAGGUUACACCGGAGAUGCUCAAGCAGUAUACCGCUGAAUGGAAAGAGCAACAGCGGGUAGAGAAAGACCGCGAGACUGAACUGCAAUGUCUGAAAGAGAGGACAGCCACACUGGAGACCAAGGUCAGGUCAUUGGAAAACCGCGCCGAGCAGUCGGAUAGGGAGCAUGUCGAGAUGGCGUCGGACCUUAUCAAGACUAAGGUUGAGAACGAGCAGUUUGCUGAGGAGAAUGAGACUCUGAAGACGAAAGUGGAGGAGCUUCAGAAAAUCGUAGACACUCAGCCUGAUGAGGUCGAAAAGAGGCUGAAACAUGAGAUGGAAACUGUCAUGCACAAAAAUAUCGUCGUUCACAACGAGAAUCGGGCUCUUGAAGAGCAGAUGGCCGAAAUGGAGCAGGAGCUAGUGGAUACCAAGAUGAAAUGGGCAACAAUCAACGAAGAACACGAAACCCUCAAGCAGAAGUGGAACAAUAUUUCCCAGAUGAUGAGGUAAUCUCAGCAUCUGAUUUGUGAUUUGUCAUUGCAGGCGUUUGGUUUGACCUGCAUAUAGCACAUCGGCGCCAUCAGAUCUAACUGCGAGCUGUCUUGUCGCGUCGAACGCGCCUUAAUUCGAUUCAAUGUGUCCAUGUUCGCCUCAGUCGCCGAGACUCCUUAAGAGCGGGCGUUUCGUUUUCAGCACACAUGCUUUGGCAGCUCAACUACGACUAGCUCGUAUCUCAAUGUAUACCCACGGAUCGAUCAAUCGACUUGUCUUUGCAUUUUGUAUCAGCUUGUGCUCGCUUGUUGGACGGUCUUUACACGGGACCGAGGUUUGUGGCACUUGGGAGAUUGGAUACCAAGACAUCCUUACAACUCAUUGAGAAACCGUGCCACAGCAUCAUAGUGUUAAUGUAUCAAUAGAAGCGCAGACACUAAACUUUGCUAGAGCCUUCGAAGUGUGAUGCCGAACCGCGUUCACUCUCAAUGCUCG
This is a messenger RNA of Boeremia exigua, 3481 nucleotides long. RefSeq names its product rab-GTPase-TBC domain-containing protein. The transcript is spliced from 4 exons. Bases 410 to 3004 code for a protein of 864 amino acids. NCBI's taxonomy places the organism in Eukaryota, Fungi, Ascomycota, Dothideomycetes, Pleosporales, Didymellaceae. The record is from RefSeq and is a predicted model, not a curated record.